AUCCCAACAUCAAACACCCUCAGACCCAAAUAGCUCCUGGAUUACCGCAAAAAUGCCCGUCGGAAUCAAGACCCCGUCGAACCAAAUCAAACUGACAAACGUUUCGUUGGUGCGACUCAAGAAGGGCAAGAAGCGCUUCGAAAUCGCCUGCUACAAGAACAAAGUGCUCGAAUGGCGCAACGGCAUCGAGAAGAACCUCGAUGAGGUCCUACAAAUCCCCAACGUCUUCGUGAACGUGUCGAAGGGCGAGACGGCGAAGAAGGAAGACCUGGCAAAGGCGUUCGGGAAAGACGUGAAGCAGGAUGACAUUAUCUUGGAGAUUCUGAACAAGGGCGAGCUGCAGGUUGGCGAGAAGGAGCGUGCGGCGCAGCUGGAGCGUGUACACAACGAGAUUGUUGAUAUUGUGGCGGGGAAGCUGGUCGACCCGAAGACAAAGAAGGUGUAUACUACUGGGAUGAUCGAGAAGGCACUGGAUAUGGUCAGCGCUGCUGGAUCGCAGGAGAGGCAAGAGAAGAAUGCUGCCGGAGCAGAGGCCCCUGCUGAGGGAGAGGAGAAGAAGCACCUGCCGACGUGGACUGGAGUCAAUGCUACGAAGAGCGCAAAGAGUCAGGCCCUGGAGGCUAUUAAGGCACUGGUGGCGAGGCAGCCCAUACCUGUUGAGAGGGCCAGGAUGAGCCUACGGAUUACAUGCCCGAUGAAGGAGCUUAAGAAUACGUUGAAGGGCCAGAAGGUUGGUGGAGAGGACGGAGAGAGGAAGAUGACCGUUAAGGAUAAGAUUCUGGAACUGGUCGAGCAGAUCGAGAGACAAGAAGUCACCGGGAGUGAGUGGGAGCUUGUCGGUUUCGUAGAGCCAGGAGCAUACAAGCUCCUGGGUGAUCUCAUUGGAAGCGAGACGAAGGGUGCUGGCAGGAUCGAGGUUUUGGAUAUGGCAGUUAAACAUGAAGAUUGAAGUGCUGCUGGAGCGAGUAGUCGAGAGGAAGGUGCGGGAUACGGUUCAACCGUCCCAUGGCUUCGAUGCGAUGUAUUCACGGAGGCUGAGCGACUGUCGUAUUCUGAAAGUGGCCACGGAUGGGAGACCCAGGCAGGAGAGUCUGGGCAAGCCCCAGGAAUCCCUCCCGAAACAACUCGUAUGGAGGGAGAGGUCUAUAUAGUUAAGCGGAAGACAGAAUCCGAACAAGAUAUCCCCCGUACUGUAUUUCGUUCGCAUGGCUGCAAACAUCAUUGUCCUCAUGCCCGCUAACAAGUCUGAGGAGCGACUAGGGGUGACAUCAGUGAUUACAGCAACUGUAGUUAAAAUAAAGGCUUGCAAUUACUUAGGGCUAUGAUUAUCAUAUUAGUUACUCAGAGAUACAGACAAAGAG
This is a messenger RNA of Pseudogymnoascus verrucosus, 1361 nucleotides long. RefSeq lists its product as uncharacterized. The transcript has 2 exons. The record is from RefSeq and is a predicted model, not a curated record. Gene Ontology annotation, biological process: cytosolic ribosome assembly; ribosome biogenesis. NCBI's taxonomy places the organism in Eukaryota, Fungi, Ascomycota, Leotiomycetes, Thelebolales, Thelebolaceae. The coding region runs from base 53 to 949 and encodes 298 amino acids.